Messenger RNA from Syngnathus typhle (broad-nosed pipefish), 1213 nucleotides. It is a transcript of the gene tmem86b, whose product is annotated as transmembrane protein 86B. The coding region runs from base 325 to 1071 and encodes 248 amino acids. The record is from RefSeq and is a predicted model, not a curated record. Gene Ontology annotation, cellular component: membrane. NCBI's taxonomy places the organism in Eukaryota, Metazoa, Chordata, Actinopteri, Syngnathiformes, Syngnathidae. The transcript is spliced from 6 exons.
AAACGUUCCAGUUUUUCAGGAUUUCGGUUCCAAACAAAAGCCAAAGUUAAGCCUACAGCGGCGCCAUCUUUGAUGAUUCUCUCCAGCAAGUACUCUCCUACAAAGUGAAACAAGCAAUAGUCGUUUUCUCAGAUUUGUGUUCAAGGAGCUUCAUGAAGGGGAGAGGAAUGCGUUGCCAUUUUUUCCACGCAGUGGACACAAAUAGCUUCGGAAAAUUCACCUGCACGUAUAAACACGUUCCGAAUCAAGCAACUCUGACAAUGGAAUCAUGGGAGAGCGCAUAGUACAAGGCAGCGGAACAGGAGUUGGAGCUCAGUGGACAACAUGGACAUCCUUGAGACGCAUGCCUAUGACAGACGGCAGAAAAGAAACACGUCCUGUGCUCUGCUCCUGUCUUUGAUGCCUUUCUUUUUGGCCUCAGCCAUGUACUUCUAUCUGUGGACUCCACACUUCCCAGCGUCCAUCACGCUGGCGGCUGUCAAAUCGGCGCCGACGCUCCUGCUGGCUGCGGCAGUGCUGAGCUGGAAUGGAGGUCAGAGUGUACUGGGUGUGGUGGGAGGACUUGUCUUCUCAGCUGUGGGCGACUGCUGCCUGGUAUGGCCGGAGCUUUUCCUUCAUGGAAUGGCUGCCUUUGCUUUGGCCCAUCUUCUCUACUCGUUCGCCUUCCUUUCAUCUCGUUACGAGGCGUCUUCUUCCUCCUCGUGGACCGGCCUACUAUAUCUGAUCCUGGUUGUGAUCGCAGGAGGUUUCUACACAUAUUUGUUUCCGUUUUUACGAAAGGACCCCAACUCAGACCUUUUAGUUCCCGCUGUGGGGGGAUACGUUGUCGUAAUCACACUGAUGGGAAUAUUAGCCACCAGAACCCGUCGCGGAUUUACACUGUUGGGAAGUUUGAUUUUUAUUGUGUCUGACCUUUUGUUGGCGAUGCAACAGUUUAAGGUGACGGCGCCCGCGCAACAUGGUAACACUGUUGUUAUGGUGACAUAUUACUUAGCACAGCUACUAAUUAGUGUUGGGGAUAUGAAGGCAGUGGAGAUCAAAAAUGACUUUGCAAAAUGGAAGAGGUCCUAGCUAGUUUAUUAGCAUUAUUAUAAAUGAGCAAAUGGCUUUGAAAUAAUUUUACUGCCAUAUUUAAUAUGACAAUGUAAUAUCCAUAUUUAAGUGAAAGUUGUCAAGAUGAACAUGUAUAAAAAUACCCAUUUUGACAUUUUAA